AUGUCGGGCACUUCUGGUGACUGCGGGAGCGGCAGUGGCAGCGACAGCGGCGCCAGCAGCAGCAGCUCCAGCAGUAGCAAUAGCAGCAACAGUAGCGUGACCGGACCUCAGGUGUAUGAUAAGGGCAAGGCGAAAGCUCCUGAGAUUCGAAGAAAUGAUUCCAACGAGGAUGGUCUUGACACUAAUGGCCAUAGCGAAAAUAAUAGACCUGGUCUUGGCUCGGAUGGCGUUGAUAGUAACAUAGAUUUCGGGUUUGACUUACGACCGGAUGUCAUUUCCAGCAACAGAUCACUCAGCGCGGCAGCUGGAAGUAGCAGUAGUGGCUCGGGAAGUAGCAGUUUUCACAGACGAGCUCCUUCUAUUAAUACUCAGAGACAGGCUUUCACUCAGAUCAAUCAGUUGCAGUAUAAUCAGAACCGGCUGGUUCUGGCAGGUGCUAUUCAACAGGCCACUGACUUGCUCAAUGACCUCCAGCAAAUGAACAGAGUAUGGCCUAUUUAUUAUCCUCGAGAGGCUGUUGAAGGUCCCAGUAGUGAAAGUGCUAGUACAAAUACGAAUGAUAGUGCAAGUUCGACUGCAAAUAUGACUGUACUGAAUGGUGGUGCAAACUCGAGUACAAAUGGUACCGUAAAUGGCAGCAGCGACAACAGCACCAGUUCACAGAAAGAUAGUAAGCAUCAAGAAAUUUCUGAAAAUGGAACUGGUAGAAGCCAGAAUGGAAAUAGUAUCAACAGUUCUGAUAAUCAAGGGCCUCGUCUGGUGGUUCCGUCUGCGUCAAGACAGCUUCAAGUAUUCAAGCUGGAUCUGAAACUAGGAUCUGGGUCUGGAUCUCAAGAAUUGCUUAAUUCGCUGGAAAAGAACUCGGUUGCUUCGCUACUAGAUGCCAAAAUUGUUCAGACUCUGAAACAUCUGGCGUCGUUGAGAGAGCGUAUUAAUGAUACUGCAUCUAAAGUGCUUGUCACUGGAGACUUGAAUUCGGGUAAAUCUACGUUUUGUAACGCUUUGCUGCGAAGACGAAUUCUUCCUGAAGAUCAGCAGCCCUGUACAAACGUAUUUUGUGAAGUGCGAGACUGUCGUGAGAAUGAUGGACUUGAACAGGUGCAUGCAGUACUGAUUGAUCGUGAGUACGAUCGCAAUGACGAAGCUACUUAUGAGAUACAUGGUCUGGAUAGUCUAGACGACUUAGUUUAUGAGUUCCAGAAAUACUCGAUUCUCAAGGUGUAUGUUGACGAGAAGCGACCACCUCAUGAGUCACUGCUUCGUAAUGGAGUGGUGGAUAUCUCACUUAUAGACGCACCAGGGCUGAAUAUGAGCUCUUUCCAGACCACUAGAGUGUUUUCCCGCCAAGAGGAAAUCGAUCUAGUGGUGUUUGUAGUGAGCGCCGAAAAUCAUUUCACUCUAUCAGCCAACGAAUUUAUUUCUAGUGUGGCUAACGAAAAAUCAUUUAUAUUUAUUGUUGUCAAUCAGUUUGACAAGAUCAAGGACAGAUCACGAUGCAUGAACAGGAUUUUGGGCCAAGUCGAAAAGUUGUCCCCCCAGACUCAUAAAGAUGCCCGGGACUUUGUGCAUUUUGUCAGUUCUAGGGAUGUUGGUACCAGUAGUGGUGGUGGAGGUGGUGACGAUGGGCCUGAUGGAGAUGAUGGAGAUGGUGGUAAUGGAAGAGAUGACGAUCUCAGUCCUGAUUUUGAUCGUUUGGAAGAGUCGUUACGAAACUUUGUGCUGGAAAAACGGUCAUUGUCGAAACUGGCACCUGCAAAGACAUAUCUUAACAAUAUCUUGCAGGACAUUGAAAUCCUGUCAGAGGUGAAUAUCAAGUUUACAAAGUCAGAGCGUGAUUUAAGACUUCAUGAACUGGACGAUAUGACACCCAAAUUCGAGCACGCUCUCAGUGAUAGUGUCAAGGUCACCGAGAAGAUUGACAAGGAUAUCGAGCACUGUGCCGAGAAACUGUAUGAGCACACCAAGAAAGAACUCAACAGAGUGCUCAUGCAAACCGGCCAGUUGCCAUCUGUCAGUUAUACAUCUAUUUUCGACGCAUACAAUUAUGCCAAUAGCAUUCGAGCAGCGAUUAUCCAGCGAAUUCAAGACGCUGUAUACGACUGCGAAGUCCAUGCCAGAAAAGAAACUGCUAUAGUAGUCAACUCGAUCAAGUCAUUGGGAAUUCUUCAUUUAGGAGAGCAACCAGCGUUCUUAAAGAUAUUCAAAGAAGAUGCCAUGUUUACUAAAGGACGACACAACCUCGCACGAUCCAUCCAAGCCGAGCUUUCAGUGUCUGAUUUCAUCACCGCUGCUGCUCCUACAUGGGUUAGUGUAAUUACCAACCCUUUUAAUUCACUACUAACUCUUGGCGAGAAGAGCAAGGAACUGACAUUGUCAGAGAUAUCUGAACCCAUCAGCCAAGUAGGAACUGUCAACAACGCUCUUACCGUAGCAUCGGUUAUUGGCGGUGGUCAGAUGAUCUUACAAUCGAAAUGGCUCAACCACGCUCUGAACGCAGUCAGAUGGGUCGACUUCCAACUUCUAAAACGAUUACUAGUUCCUGCCCUGGUAGUUGGUUCUGUCUGCGGAGUGGCAUACGUGAUCUCCGAAGUUCCCAACUCAGUUCCACGAAACGUAUCACGCAAAAUCGCCCGUGAAGUGGUCAGCCUGGGCUAUGUCGAAGCCAACGCCAAACGAAUCGCUAAAGAAAGCCGCAAAGUGUUAAAAUACCCGUCUCAAGACGUUCGCACCGGGUUCCAACGACUCAUCGAAAACACUGCCCAUCAACGCGAGGCGUGUGAAAAGUCUGCCAAAGAAGCACAAGCGGGCUACGAGUACUUCGUCAAACUCCACACCGACGCGGCGCACCAACGGGCUCUCAUCGACCAGUGCAACCUCGAGACGCAUCUCGAAGUCGACUAG
Molecule: messenger RNA, 2901 nt
Organism: Sugiyamaella lignohabitans
Lineage: Eukaryota; Fungi; Ascomycota; Dipodascomycetes; Dipodascales; Trichomonascaceae
Gene: FZO1
Product: mitofusin
Exons: 1
Coding region: 1-2901 (966 amino acids)
Biological process (GO): mitochondrial fusion
Cellular component (GO): mitochondrial outer membrane
Molecular function (GO): GTP binding; GTPase activity
Source: RefSeq, a predicted model, not a curated record